GCCACCGCCGCAGCCGCCGCAGCAGCACCAGCCGCCGCCCCAGGCCCCCCCCAUGGAGCCCGAGGCCCCGGAUUCCCGCAAGAGGCCCCUCGAAACGCCCCCCGAGGUGGUCUGCACCAAGCGCAGCAACACGGGAGAGGAAGGCGAAUACUUCCUGAAGGUGCUCAUCCCCAGCUACGCAGCAGGCUCCAUCAUCGGCAAAGGUGGCCAGACCAUUGUACAGUUACAAAAGGAGACGGGAGCCACCAUCAAGCUGUCCAAGUCCAAAGACUUCUACCCAGGAACUACAGAACGGGUAUGCCUAGUACAGGGUACGGCAGAGGCCUUGAAUGCUGUGCACAGCUUUAUCGCCGAGAAGGUCCGAGAAAUCCCUCAAGCGAUGACCAAGCCUGAGGUGGUCAACAUUCUUCAGCCCCAAACCACGAUGAACCCCGACAGAGCCAAGCAGGCCAAGCUCAUCGUCCCCAACAGCACGGCGGGCCUGAUCAUCGGCAAAGGGGGCGCGACGGUGAAGGCGGUGAUGGAACAGUCCGGCGCCUGGGUGCAGCUGUCGCAGAAGCCCGAAGGCAUCAACCUGCAAGAGCGUGUGGUGACCGUCAGCGGCGAGCCCGAGCAGGUGCACAAAGCCGUGAGCGCCAUCGUGCAGAAGGUCCAGGAAGACCCGCAGAGCAGCAGCUGUCUCAACAUCAGCUACGCCAAUGUGGCGGGGCCCGUGGCCAACUCCAACCCCACCGGCUCUCCCUACGCCAGCCCCGCCGACGUGUUGCCCGCCGCGGCCGCCGCCUCCGCCGCCGCCGCCUCGGGGCUGCUGGGUCCCGCCGGGCUGGCGGGCGUGGGCGCCUUCCCCGCCGCGCUGCCCGCCUUCUCGGGCACCGACCUGCUGGCCAUCACCAAUGGCUACCUCGGGGCCGGGGGCGGAGCCGGGGCUGGGGCCGGGGGUGGCCCCCUGGUGGCCGCGGCGGCCGCAGCCGGGGCGGCGGGGGGCUUCCUGACAGCGGAGAAGUUGGCAGCGGAGAGCGCCAAGGAGCUGGUGGAGAUUGCGGUGCCCGAGAACCUGGUGGGAGCCAUCCUGGGCAAAGGGGGGAAGACGUUGGUGGAGUACCAGGAGCUGACGGGUGCGCGCAUCCAGAUCUCCAAGAAGGGCGAGUUCCUGCCAGGCACGCGGAACCGGCGGGUCACCAUCACGGGCAGCCCCGCGGCCACGCAAGCCGCUCAAUACCUCAUCAGCCAGCGGGUCACCUACGAGCAGGGGGUGAGGGCCUCAAACCCCCAGAAAGUGGGAUGAGGCCUGUGGUGUGUGUUCCCACCCUCUCCCCCCCUUCCCUUCUCCCCUCCCCACCCCUCCCGCCAGACCUCAGCUUGGUGUGAUCCUGCUGGCCUUGGGAUGGGGCCGGGGUAGGCCUGGCUGCAACCUCCCCUUCUGGUAGUCAUAGGCAGGAUUGCGUGGUGGCUGGAGAGGGGGCUCCAAAGCCCCCUCCCCAUCCUUGAACUGACCCCUCCUCCCUCCCUCCCUGUGCUUGACUGGGCCUGACUCCAUGCCCAGGGUCCAGGUCUGUGUGAUAUCUGUAUAUAUGCAUUUUGUUGAUUUUAAUAGAAAACAAAGCGUUAUUUUCUCUUUC
This is a messenger RNA of Nannospalax galili (Upper Galilee mountains blind mole rat), 1619 nucleotides long. It is a transcript of the gene Nova2, whose product is annotated as NOVA alternative splicing regulator 2. The transcript has 5 exons. Lineage: Eukaryota; Metazoa; Chordata; Mammalia; Rodentia; Spalacidae. The record is from RefSeq and is a predicted model, not a curated record. Gene Ontology annotation, biological process: mRNA splicing, via spliceosome; regulation of alternative mRNA splicing, via spliceosome. Gene Ontology annotation, cellular component: cytoplasm; nucleus. Bases 53 to 1285 code for a protein of 410 amino acids. Gene Ontology annotation, molecular function: mRNA binding.